Messenger RNA from Phycomyces blakesleeanus NRRL 1555(-), 684 nucleotides. RefSeq lists its product as hypothetical. The transcript has 2 exons. Bases 1 to 684 code for a protein of 227 amino acids. The record is from RefSeq and is a predicted model, not a curated record. Lineage: Eukaryota; Fungi; Mucoromycota; Mucoromycetes; Mucorales; Phycomycetaceae.
AUGAACGCACAUAUGAAUACUUUCACUGCAGACGCUCCCAUCAGAUUUAAUCACAAGAUAAAUCUGAUUGCUGGAAGAGACAGACUCCUUGUGGAAUUGUUGAUCCACCAACACCUCUCAUAUGCUGAUCAUGGGCAAUCGGGUGCUGCCUGGGAUGAAAUCCUCAAAAAGGUCAAUGAUGCAGGAGGUAAAGGCAACGAAAUUGGUGUCUUAACACUCAAGCAGAGACACAAGAAUCUGUUUUUAAAGGAGGCUGAAGGAGAUCGGGGCAAGGCCAUGAAAAAGCAAUUGGCUUCUGAGGAAGAAGUUCAGAAGCAGGCAGCUGCAGAUAAAGUUGUGGAGAGAGCAACUUUAUUGAAGUCCAACAAUCCGUUGAGAGUUGUUGAACAAAAGAAAUGGACAGAUAAAGUAGAGGGCAGUUCUUCUGGACAUCUAGUUGGUCAAUCGAUGGCCGACUUUUCUGAUGCCAGAGAAAUGUUGAAGUCCUUUCGGGAUGAAUUGUCCAGUAUGGUGGCUGGAAUAAGUGAUGGUGAGGUACUUACCUUAAUGCGCAGGUUGGAGAAGAAUGUCAAAAGAGGAUUUCUGGCUAUUGAGACAAGACAGAGAACACUGGAGCAGAAGCAGACUCUGCUAGAGGAGAGACAGGCUCGUUUCAAGUACAAUAUGCAGAGAUACCUGCUUUAA